AUGACAUUUUUAACACAUCCUUCUAAUCCAACGCCGCCCCUCGUGCCUGGGCAUCAUCAAGCUUAUCCUGACCCAACCCGCUGCGCCUUCGACGUCAAUUGGGGCCGGAAAGAGGCCUACCCAAAGGAGUCGGCCGUGCGGAGUAGGGCAUAUCCCUCACCUCCUAUGUCCGGCUCUCCACCCUUACCUCUGAGACCAGCUCAAGAGGCUGGUAGUCGAGGUAGUGAAGUUCCAGGCUAUUUUACUGCCUCUAGAGUUCUGGAUGGCCUUCGUGGAGGUCCGACACAACCGUCUCCCACAAAUCUUCGCGAGCAGGCCGCAUCAAUGGCAAGGCCAUAUGCGCAAGAACCGGCAAUAAGGUCUCCAUAUGCAUACCCCAGACCCGAAGAAUCAGGAAGGAUUAUCCCAUAUGUCUCUCAGCACCACCACGGAAUGCCUCAAGCAGUUUCUCAAACAGUAUAUCCAAACUCGACGCCCUCGAACUCGGAGGGCUAUCCUGUGCCCGAUCGACCGCAAGCAACCGAGUCUCAGCCGUAUACAUCACCGAAAUCUCAGAGAAAGGCGAAAGGCCAUGUUGCUUCUGCUUGCGUACCUUGCAAAAAAGCUCAUCUUCGAUGCGAUGCACAACGACCCUGCUCCAGGUGCCUUGGCAGCGGGAAAGAAGACGCUUGUGUCGAUGUUCAGCAUAAAAAGCGAGGACGGCCACGACUGCGAGACGAAAGGGAUGGUAGAUUCGAUCCAUCUAGAUAUUCGAAUCCUCAAGAUGCGACGUUGAGGAGGCCACUAAGUAUAUAUCCCUCGACAACUCCUGGAACCUCCCCAUACGAAGACUCCCUCCGACGAAAUCAGUCCUACAGACCUCUCGAUCCUCCAUUGAUCGAGAAUGGCCCACGUGUAGUAUACCAAGAGCGACCUCCUGCCCCAGAUCCGAACCUUUACACCCCAUCUUAUGAAGGCGCACCACCGAAUAAUAUGGAGCCUCUGGCAUACUUGAGCAUGGAUUUUGACAUCGUCAAGGCAUCGCCAAUGUUUAUGGAAAUGGUCCAUGCAUCGAACCCAUUGGGAAAUAAGCUGAGCGAUAUCGUUACGCCGCAUCAGGCCGCUUUCCUCACCAACCUUCAAAAUCAACUUUUUGAAGAGCAGCGAACGUUUGAGCCGAAUUAUCUGCCGCCUAUUAUGGGCAGAUUGGAUAUUGCCAUCAAGGACUAUGGAUUCAUGACCGAAGAUGUGUCAAGGUUUCGCCUCAAUCAUCUAGAGUAUUUCGGCUUUGUUGGAUAUGACGGUUAUACCAGGACAUUCCCUCUCCGGUUUGGAAUUGCAAAGGAAGGAUCGUUCUAUUUCAUUGUAUUUUUGUUGAGCCUCCGAGAGCUUCACCCACAGCUCCCGCCGCCAGGAUCUUCGCAGCAUUCACCGUAUCCACAACACUCACAUGCACAACAUUCUCACCAAUCGCAACACGCUCAGCACUCUCAACAGGUACAGCAUACUCAACAUACGCAACGCGCUCAGCGUCCGCAGCGUGCUCGAGAAUCUGGCUUGUCAUAUCAUCGGCCAUCAGUAUCGCAUCAAGCGGCUUAUGGUGAUCAGUCAGCUUCUUCUUCGACCGAGCCUUACAGGCAUCGCCAUAGUGACGGUGCCAUGCGAUCGCCAUAUAAUCCAGCUGUUUCGCAUGCGAGUUCCAGCUCAGGGGCCCAAUCUUAUACUCCGCCACAAUACUCUGCGUCAAGUUAUCAGACAUCCCAAAGCGAAUACGUCCCUGCUAGCCAACCCCAAACCCAGCCGUCUUAUCAGCUGCCUCCUAUUCGGGCGGAGACAGAUCACAGACCCUCUUCUCGAGAGGUUAAUUGGCCAAAUGCUGAACGACCAAGACGGGUUGAUAUUGGCGGCUUACUAGAGCAACCCGGCGAUAUAAACAGGCGUUAG
Trichoderma asperellum CBS 433.97 is the source of this 1923-nucleotide messenger RNA. RefSeq lists its product as uncharacterized. Lineage: Eukaryota; Fungi; Ascomycota; Sordariomycetes; Hypocreales; Hypocreaceae. Gene Ontology annotation, molecular function: DNA-binding transcription factor activity, RNA polymerase II-specific; zinc ion binding. The record is from RefSeq and is a predicted model, not a curated record. Gene Ontology annotation, biological process: regulation of DNA-templated transcription.